CGCGACGUUGUUGAUUCGCAUUACAAAGCUUGUUUAUAUGCAGGCAUCAAUAUCAGUGGAAUCAAUGGAGAAGUGAUGCCAGGCCAGUGGGAGUUUCAAGUUGGUCCUUCAGUUGGCAUCUCUGCUGGGGAUGAGUUGUGGGUUGCUCGUUACAUUCUUGAGAGGAUUACAGAGAUUGCUGGAGUUGUGCUCUCCUUUGAUCCCAAGCCAAUUGUGGGUGAUUGGAAUGGAGCCGGCGCUCACACAAAUUACAGUACCAAUUCCAUGAGGAAUGAAGGGGGGUAUGAGGUCAUCAAGAAAGCAAUUGAAAAGCUGGGGCUGAGGCACAAGGAACACAUUGCUGCAUACGGAGAAGGCAAUGAGCGCCGUCUCACUGGGCGACAUGAAACUGCUAACAUCCACACUUUUAAAUGGGGUGUUGCAAACCGCGGAGCAUCCAUUCGUGUUGGACGAGACACAGAGAAGGCUGGGAAAGGGUACUUUGAGGACAGGAGGCCUGCGUCCAACAUGGAUCCUUAUGUGGUGACUUCCAUGAUUGCAGAAACCACUAUCCUGUGGAAGCCAUGAAAUUACCUUUGAAAUUGUUGUUGGUCUGAUGUCUAGUCCUCUAGUCCUCUAUUUCUUUACCCAGCAUACCUUUCUUUGUUGCUUUGGUGGUGUAUUUGCAAACUGAGUUGCCUCAACUCUUCAGCUUGUAUUGGAAUAAUGCAAAAACAUUAGCUUAUUAUCAAUAUAAAAGGGCCAUUUUCUC
Messenger RNA from Rubroshorea leprosula, 751 nucleotides. The record is from the annotation of a GenBank genome assembly. NCBI's taxonomy places the organism in Eukaryota, Viridiplantae, Streptophyta, Magnoliopsida, Malvales, Dipterocarpaceae.